CAUCGUUGACAGACCAUACGUCGAGGAUCAUCACUUUGGAUACCUAGAGGAUGGCAAUGUUUUCCACUUGGUUCACACGAAUGCCUAUGGAGGCAGGAAUGGUGUAUACUUCGGAUCCCUGUAUGCACCUUCGUCCAUAAUGCGGCCCGUCGAUUACAGCCUGGUGAGAACUGAUGAUGUCACAGUAGCAGGGCCUGCACGACUCUAUAUUGGGAGCGGGCCGAUUUGUAUGCCUGUUCUAGCCAAGUACCACAUUCCGUCUCUGGUCUUUGUGAGCGACGAUGACGCCUGUGAGGUUCACGUCUCCGAAGCUGAUUUAGAAUGCAAAGAAAGCAAGGGACGUGGAUUUGCAGUUACACUGAAGCGGCACAGAGUGACAACGUACCGCAUUGCAGAUCAUUUCAAGCACAAAAUUGUUCAAGAUUUCCAAAUUCCGGACACGCCCCCGCUUGUCUCCGACAUAAGAGACGCGUGGAGCAAGUGCCCUGAGCUGACCGGUGGCAAGGGGUCCUCCCUCGCGGUGCUCCAGUCCAUCGCCACCCAGCUGCGGACAUUUUCAGUUCCUCGUGGUUUCGUGGUAACUACGGCAUCCUACAAGCUUCUAGCCUCGGCUGUACAGUUCCAAGUUCUUGUACAGCAAAUAGAACGGGCGAGAGUCAGGAAUGUCAGAGCGUCCGUCCUGAAAAAUGUCUGCCACAAGGUGGUCGCUGCCAUCGAGAAAUUGAAAACCCCGGGAGAAGUUGAGGAACAGAUAUUCCUUCGCCUGAGCAAAUUUGAACAGGGCACAAGAUUUGCCGUCCGGUCUUCAGCACUGGGGGAGGACUCCGAGCACAUGUCAGCUGCCGGGCAAAUGACAACUCUACUUGGAAUUCCAACAGCGAAGAAAGUAACUGAAGCUAUGAUGAAAUGCUGGGCAUCGCAGUUCAGCUUCAAUAACCAGAACUACAAAAAGCAAUACGGCCAACUACUAAAUGUGCCCAUGGCGGUCGUCAUCCAAGAAAUGGUUGACGCGAGCGCGGCUGGAGUGAUGUUCACCUGCGAUGCCGUUUCCGGAAAUCCAGAGUUUAUUACGGUGACGGGAAAUUACGGACUGAGAGAGUCAGUGGUGCCGGCUUCGACUGAACCGGACACGUUCGUCCUCAGGAAGGCCGGAAACCUGAGGCCCUUCAUCGAAUCAAAAGAGCUCGGUCACAAGUCGGUCUACACCACCGUAUCUGAAGGUGAUGGCGUUGUAAAGCUACCUGUGGCCGAAGGGCGAUCGCAGGCUGCUUGCAUGUCGGACGAAGAAGUGGAAACGUUGGCUUACAUUGGUGCGCAGAUCGAGGAAACAUACACUACGCCUCAAGAUAUCGAGUGGGCAAUCUGCAAAGGAGAGUUUUUCAUGCUCCAGUGCAGAGCAGUCACAACUUUCUUCAGGGAGUCUGACUACGAGAUGAUGCACGAAUUUGACAAUGGCCUCAAGUCCGAGAAGGAAGUCUUGAGCAAGGCCAACAUCUCUGAAGUGCUAACGGGAGCAACGUCCCCUUUAGGCCUGUCUUUCAUCCGUGUCGCCUUUGACGCCUACUGCAGGGAACUGGGUACAAAACUGGCGCUCAUGUACAGUCCAGACCCAACUCAGUACGUCCCUCUAUGGUUGCUGCAGCAGCGCUACAACUUCUUCCUCUGGCUGACCGACGGUACGAGACGCGCUGGCCAAGCUGCCACGCUUCUCGACAAAGCUGUAAUGUUCAGUACACUAGGACAAGACGCACGCGAAGAAGUCAACGCUGGCGUCCAGAGAACACGCCUGUGCGACAAGACCAAGCUGCCUUUGCAAAUCUACCAUACUCUAAAGCUGCUGUUCACCGUCGACAAGGGUCUCGAUAAAAUUGCCUCCAAUGCUACCAGCCUAUGCCUUUCGGUAGACGGAAUGACAACUGCAACGCAGAUGUACCACUACCUCGGCUCCAACCUUCAUCACCUUCGAGAACCAGCUUCAAUUCAGGUCGGCGCAUUCGCCUCUUCCUUGAUCUACAACCUUAUUAUUCUUCAAGUACUUGGCACUAGUAACGGAGACCUUAACAUGCAGGUGUUCUCCGAAUUGUCUAAAAUAUUACUCGGUGGUGACGUAGAGAGUGCCGAAGUGCCUAGGAUGAUGCAGAAGCUGGGCUCGUUGCUAAGAGAGUCACCGGACAAGACCCACUUCCUCAAUAUGAGCGUUGAGGCACAGUGA
Dermacentor albipictus is the source of this 2212-nucleotide messenger RNA. Lineage: Eukaryota; Metazoa; Arthropoda; Arachnida; Ixodida; Ixodidae. The record is from RefSeq and is a predicted model, not a curated record.